Lactuca sativa (garden lettuce) is the source of this 732-nucleotide messenger RNA. RefSeq lists its product as uncharacterized. Lineage: Eukaryota; Viridiplantae; Streptophyta; Magnoliopsida; Asterales; Asteraceae. The record is from RefSeq and is a predicted model, not a curated record.
AUGGGUAAUGGGUGGCGGGAUACAAGACAAAGACCCCUUAUCAAUUUUAUGGUGUAUUGCGUAAAAGGGAAUUCAUUCAUCAAAUCAGUUGAUGCAUCGGAUAUUGAGAGUAAUGCCCAAACAUUAUGCAACUUGUUUAGUGAGAUUGUUGAGAUUGUUGGUCGUCAGAAUGUCGUUCAUUUAGUCACUCAUAAUGCUGCAAACUACAAGGUUGCAGGAAGAUUGUUAUGCGAGAAGUAUCUGUCCAUUGUUUGGUCUCCUUGUGCAGCUCACUGUAUGAACUUGAUUAUGAAGGACAUGUCGGAGAUGCGUGAAGUCGCUGAUUUGGUUACACUUGCAUCGAGGGUUACAAAUUUUGUUUAUAACCACAAAUGGCCAUUAAAUUGGUUAAGAAAAAGACCAGGUUGGACAAAAAUUAUUCGUCCGGGUGCCACUCGUUUUGGUACUGCAUUUAUUGCAUUGAAAAUAAAGGUCAUGACUCCAAUGUUGAGACUUUUACGGAUUUGUGAUUCGGAUGAGAAGCCGGCUUUAGGUUAUGUAUACGAAGGGAUGUAUAGGGCAAAAAAAGGAAUUAAGAAACUUUUUCGUAACAACAGAGAGUUGUACACCCCGUAUACUAACAUCAUCAAAAAUCGGUGGGAUAGGAUGUUGCGUAAAAGUCUUCAUGCUGGUGCUUAUUGGCUGAAUCCAGUCUUUCAAUAUGAUCAAGAAAAUUUUUCUAAGAAAUCAUAG